AUGCACAACCUGGAGUCCAAGGAGGAGCUGGGCAUCAUCAAGCGCAAGGAGGAGCCUCUGCACUUCGUCGACGCGCUCCGGUGGGGGGAUCACCUCUUCUUCCCCUACUACAGCUUGAAGGCCAGGUUGAGCAACAACACGGAGCCACCCAGCAUGGCUGUCCUGCGCCAGCUGCGCCCCUCGGAGGGCGGCCUGACUUUGCAAGGGCACGUGUAUUUGGACUGCGGCUGCAGGAGCCUCAUCGUGUCCUCCAGCCUCGUCCGCCGGGGCCAGCAGGGCUGGUGGGUGGGUGUGUUCAACCACGGCCACGGCGCCAAGGCCUGGAAUGCCACCGCCGUCUGCAUCUUCGGGAUGGAGGAGGUGAAGGAGCAAGCCUGCGCGUCCACGCACUUCGUCAUGAACGGGAGGAGCUGUGAGGCACGAUCAAUCAAGAAAUUACCUACCUUGAUUCACUCUGGAUUAGUGGCUGUUUAUGGUACAGUUGUUUUGAAUCAGAUAGUUCUCUUUUUGGGAACAGAUGAUGGACAGUUGCUGAAGGCUAUUCUUAAUGAGGAUAUGGAAUCUAGUUGUCCAGAGGUUUUAUAUGAAAUUAAGGAAGAAACCUCCAUUUUCCCCAAACUUCGACUUGACCCAGUAGAUAAUAACUACAUCUAUCUGUCCUCUGCCAAUAAGGUGAGAAGAAUACCAGUUGCAAAUUGUGGUAGAUAUGUUUCCAAGCAAGAGUGCUUAUCUGCAAAGGAUCCCUACUGUGGGUGGUGUUCUUUGAAUCAAAGGUGCACAUUAAAAGAAAAUUGUACAAGCUCAAACAGCACAAAGGGUUGGUAUAACAUUUCACAUGCACCUGAUAAAGAUCUGAAAAUCCUGCUAAGUUUCCCUGCCAAAAAUCAGGUUGCAGUGGCUGCAAGCAUAAGCAAAACACUUACUUCCUGUAUGAUAAAAAUUGUGAAACCUGUUGAAAUAUUUUAUGAAAAUGUAGUGCUGAAAAACUCAUCCUGUUUCUGCGAUCUGACCACUCUGGUGAUAACUGAUAAUGCUGCUCACGAUGUGUACACAAGGGAUAGUUGUAAUGCAUCUGCUUCCAAGGGGAUUGCCACUGCGCAGAAAACAGAGCAUAUCAGCAUUCAUUCCAUUGAACCUUUGUGGAUUUCUACAUUAGGCAAAAGUGAAAUAACAGUCAAAGGAGAAAACUUUACACAUGCAUCAGGCAUAAAACUGAUACUGACUGGAAUCACUGGCUGUAAACCAGACAUCAUUAAAGUUAGGAAUGUGCUAAACGAUACACAAAUGACGUUUGCUCUCCCACCAACACGUAAAGAGGCCAAAAGUAUAUGUAUACAGGCUAAUGGGAGAAAAUGUUCACCACCAAUGACCCUGCAUUAUGUUUCACUGCCAUCAUGUUCUGGAAUCACACCAAAUACCUCCUGGAUCAGUGGUGGUCGCAAAAUUACUACAAUUGGUAGAAAUUUUAAUGUGGUGGACAGUGUGAUUAUUUCAGAUGACCAGAGAUCAAAUCUCACCGUCUCUAGGUGUCCUGGGAAUGGAUCUGAAUAUCAUUACUUAACGCCAAGCCUGAGCCAUGCAACAGAGGGUAAAGUUGUUGAUAUGAUGUUAAAAGUGGAAACUACCUUUAUACCAUGUGUCAAAUUACACUAUCACCCUGACCCGGUGUUCAUUAACUACCAGCUGCACACUGAGCUGGAUCCUGAUCUGGAAUUAAAAAUAUAUGUAAGUUUGAAAGUAAUAAACUAUAAUUCCUUAUUUAAAAUAAAAGAAAAUGACAACUUGAAUAUUUCUAAAACUGAGGUAGAGGUUUAUCUGUUAUAUAUGAAUGGUGCACAGACCAAAAAGAUAUGGUUCAGCGUCCAAAAUAUUACCAAAAAACCAGACCGUAGCACCAUACUGUGCAAAUUCAAAAGGGAAGGAACAGACAAGAUUGACUUUUCCACAGUGAAAGUUUUUGUCAAAUUAGGAAAUUUUGAGCAUGAAGUCAAACCAACAUCAUCACACAUAUAUUUAUACGUUCUUAUUCUGCUACCUAUUGUAGUGGGUGUCAUUAUAGCGGCAUUCAUAGUUACUAGAUACAAAUCCAAAGAGUUAACUCGUAAACAGAGUCAGCAACUUGAACUGCUGGAAUAUGAGAUUCGGAAGGAAAUACGCGAGGGAUUUGCUGAGCUGCAGAUGGAUGAGUUAGACGUGGUGGAUAGUUUUGGAACCGUUCCCUUCCUUGACUACAAACACUUUGCUCUUAGAACUUUCUUUCCAGAGUCAGGAGGCUUUGCAUCUAUCUUCAGUGAAGACAUGCCACAGAGCAGAGACCAAACGAGCAAGGAUGAAAGCUUCAACAUGUUGCAUGCUUUAAUUUGUAACAAGAACUUUCUUGUUACUCUCAUUCACACCCUUGAAAAGCAGAAAAAUUUCUCUGUGAAAGACAGGUGCUUGUUUGCAUCCUUCUUGACAAUUGCACUACAAACUAAGCUAGUUUAUCUAACCCAUAUUUUGGAAGUGUUGACAAAGGACUUGAUGGAGCAAUCGAGCAAUGUACAGCCUAAGCUUCUGCUCAGACGAACUGAAUCUGUGGUAGAAAAAUUGCUGACAAACUGGAUGUCUGUCUGCCUUUCCGGAUUUCUCCGGGAGACAAUUGGUGAACCUUUCUAUUUGCUAGUGACAACCCUCAAUCAGAGGAUAAACAAAGGACCUGUUGACGCGAUAACUUGCAAAGCCCUGUACACGCUUAACGAAGACUGGCUGCUGUGGCAAGUGUCUGAAUUCAAAACAGUGGUACUGAACAUUAUCUUUGAAAAAAUCCCAGAAAAUGAGAGUGGAGAUGCCUGUCAAACUAUCCAAGUUAAUGUUCUGGACUGCGACACCAUCGGCCAAGCCAAGGAGAAGAGCCUUCAGGCUUUCCUUAAUAAGAAUGGUUUUCUCUAUGGUCUUCAGCUGGAUGAAAUUGGUCUUGAACUUGUGUCUGAGGAGCAGCAAAGAGAAUUGUUAGAUAUCGAUGGUUCCUCAGAAGUGAUGGAGGAUGGGAUAAGGAAGCUAAAUACCAUUGGUCAUUACGAGAUUUCAAACGGAGCAACCAUAAAAGUCUUUAAAAAGAAGACAAAUACCCGAUCAGAUGUGGACUACUCGGAUGAACACUGUCAUUUGAUUUUACCAGACUGUGAAGCAAACAAAGAUGUGAAAGGAGCAGGUCACAAAGGAAAGCAAAAAUUCAAAGUGAAGGAAAUGUAUCUGACGAAGCUUCUGUCAACCAAGGUUGCAAUUCAUUCAGUUGUUGAGAAGCUCUUCAGGAGCAUUUGGAGUUUACCCAACAAUAAAGCACCUGUUGCCAUCAAGUACUUUUUUGACUUUCUGGAUGCCCAGGCUGAGAGCAAAAAAAUUACUGACCCCGAUGUGGUCCAUAUAUGGAAAACCAACAGUCUUCCUCUUCGCUUCUGGGUGAACAUCCUGAAGAAUCCCCAGUUUGUCUUUGAUAUUAAGAAGACUUCACAUAUAGACGGCUGUUUGUCUGUAAUCGCCCAGGCUUUCAUGGAUGCCUUUUCUCUAGCAGAACAGACACUGGGGAAGGAAGCACCAACAAAUAAACUCCUCUACGCGAAGGACAUUCCACUCUACAAGAAGGAGGUGAAAGCGUACUACAAAGCCAUCAGGGAUCUGCCUCCGCUGACCACUUCAGACGUUGAAGAAUUUCUAACUCAGGAAUCUAAGAAACAUGAAAAUGAAUUUAAUGAGAAAGUGGCCUUGACUGAAAUCUGCAGAUACAUAGUGAAAUAUUACGAUGAGAUUGUCAGCAAACUCGAGCGAGAACGGGGGUUUGAAGAAGUCCAGAAACAGCUCCAGCAAGUAAAAGACUUAUUUGAUGAAAAGAAAAAAUGCAAAUGGCUUUGAGCAGAGCACUGACUCACAGCGGCGCUGUGGGGGAUUUUAAACAAGCGCUCCUGCUCCCC
This is a messenger RNA of Opisthocomus hoazin, 3947 nucleotides long. The record is from RefSeq and is a predicted model, not a curated record. NCBI's taxonomy places the organism in Eukaryota, Metazoa, Chordata, Aves, Opisthocomiformes, Opisthocomidae.